Daktulosphaira vitifoliae (grape phylloxera) is the source of this 2000-nucleotide messenger RNA. Its product is annotated as delta(24)-sterol reductase-like. Lineage: Eukaryota; Metazoa; Arthropoda; Insecta; Hemiptera; Phylloxeridae. Gene Ontology annotation, molecular function: Delta24(24-1) sterol reductase activity; FAD binding. Bases 242 to 1849 code for a protein of 535 amino acids. Gene Ontology annotation, biological process: steroid metabolic process. The transcript is spliced from 11 exons. The record is from RefSeq and is a predicted model, not a curated record. Gene Ontology annotation, cellular component: membrane; cytoplasm.
AAAAAACGAUAAUUGAAAUAUCAGUCUGUGUCAUUUUUUCUUGUCCAGCGCCCGAGCAACCGGUUCAUACCGCCCGUUGGUCACCGUGCAAAGCGCACUCUGUCGGACGCGAAGAGGGAGCGCCGCGAUCGCCAUCCGUCGGUAACACUGGAAAUGCGAUGCGACCGCGACAAUUUUUUUACUAUUUUUGUAUUUUAAUUUAUUUUAAAAUACUUUACAAGUUGGUUUAAAAGGUGUUAUUAUGGAUAUUGAAAUUUUUUUGGAAAACUUUUUAUUUAAUUAUCGAUGGGUGUUUGUAUGUUUAUUUGUAUUGCCAUGCACAAUUUUGGUUGGUUUAAAAGGUGUUAUUAUGGAUAUUGAAAUUUUUUUGGAAAACUUUUUAUUUAAUUAUCGAUGGGUGUUUGUAUGUUUAUUUGUAUUGCCAUGCACAAUUUUGGGUAAGGCAUGGUCAAUAUGGGAAACAUUUGGUGGAGCUCGUUACGAUAGUGGACAUCACAACGAUAACGUUAAAAAAAUUCAGCAACAAAUCAAACGAAGAAAUGAAAAGGCACCUAACCUUAUGAUGUGUACUUCCAGACCCAGCUGGAAGUGUUUAUCCUUGGACAAUAUGCUUUACAAAAAAUAUAUGUACAAUAUUGACGUCCAUUUGAACAACGUACUCUCAAUUGAUGUAAAAAAUGAAACAGUUCAAGUAGAACCUGGCAUUACUUUUGGUCGUUUAGUUCCAGAAUUAAUCCGUUUUGGGUGGACAUUGCCAAUAGUUGCUGAUCUAAGAGAUUUAACUAUAGGCGGUAUUAUUAUGGGAACUGGAUUGGAAACAUCAUCCCACAAAUAUGGAUUUUUCCAUAAUGUGUGUACUCGUUAUGAAAUUGUAACUGGCAAUGGAGACUUGAUGACCUGUUCGAAGACUGAAAAUGCUGAGCUAUUUGAAUGUAUACCUUGUUCGUAUGGUACAUUAGGAUUUUUAACUGCGGUUGAAAUGAAGAUAAUACCAGCGAAAAAUUAUGUUUUAUUGAAGUAUCAUCCAAUUAUUGGGUCUACAGAGCAGUUAGAAAAAACCUUAGCACACGAAGUAGAAAAUGACAAUGAUUUUGUUGAAAUUUUAAUGUUUAGCCAAACUGAAAGUGUAUUGAUAACAGGACAAAUGACCAAUGAAAAAAAUAAAGAGGGAAUUGUUAUUAACAAAAUAGGAAGGUUCUAUAAACCAUGGUUUUUUAAAUAUGUCGAAUCAUUUCUCGAAACUAACGAAAAAAAAGAAUUCAUUCCACUGCAGGAUUAUUAUUUUAGACAUGAAAGCUGUCUUUUUUGGCAGAUAAAGGACAUAAUACCAUUUAGUAACCAUCCGAUUUUUCGUGUUUUGUUGGGAUGGUCAAUGCCACCAAAAAUAUCACUACUUAAACUAACUCAAACUGAUAUAAUCAAGAGAAUAUACAGGAAAAAGCAUUUUGUUGAUGACUUCAUAGUUCCAUUGUCAAGUAUAGCUGAAACAAUAAAGCUUACCAAAAAUAAUCUAAAUAUAUUCCCUAUUUGGAUAUGCCCAGUAAUUUUACGCCCUGGAAAUGGGCUGAUACAUUCACAUUCAAAUGAAGAAAAAAUGUAUGUUGAUGUUGGAUUGUAUGGUUUUACUAAUGUACACGAAUUCAACUCCAAUACCACCAGUAGAAAUCUAGAGCUUUCAUUAAUAAAACUUAAAGGAUAUAAAAUGUUAUACAAUUCGACCAAUUUGACUUUGAACGAAUUCAAGUUAAUGUUUAAUCAUAAUUUAUACAAUAAGCUUAGACAGAAACUUAAUUGUGAGUAUAAUCUACCAGAAUUAUAUGACAAAGUAAAUAAAUCAGCCAGAAACUAAAAAUAACACGUUUUUAUUAUUUUUCAAGUUUUGAAAUUUAUUAAAUUUAUAGCAAAUUUAAAAAAUAAUGUGUAAGUUAAAACAAAUCAAAAAUGUUAUGGUUUAAAAGAUAUCUCAUAUAAGAGUUAACUAUACUAUAUUUAAUUUUUAU